Insectozyma verbasci is the source of this 1272-nucleotide messenger RNA. Lineage: Eukaryota; Fungi; Ascomycota; Pichiomycetes; Serinales; Debaryomycetaceae. The record is from the annotation of a GenBank genome assembly.
AUGACUUCAAUUCAGAAUGGUGGUGAAGAUAAACCAGUUAUUAUUUCACUAUUAGAUACUGAUUUGUAUAAAAUCUAUAUGCAUGCUGCUGUUUAUAAACAAUUUCCAAGCAUUCCGGUUAAAUAUAGAUAUACAAAUAGAACGCCAGACUUAAAAUUAAAUAAACAAGCAAUUGAAUGGCUAAAAAAACAAAUUGACUCACUUGGAGAUUUAUCAUUUUCAGAUUCAGAAAUUGCAUAUUUACAAAAGACAUUACCUCAAUUACCUUCGGAAUAUUUGACCUAUCUUAAAUCAUUUAAAUUAAACCCAAGGUCACAAAUUGAAUACAUACCAGGUGAUGAUUUCAAAUUAGAAAUAGAAGGAUUAUGGAGUGAUACGAUUUUAUAUGAAAUUCCAUUAUUAGCAUUAAUUUCAGAAGCAUAUUUUAAAUUUGUUGAUGUUGAUUGGAAUUAUGAAAAUCAGUAUGAAAUAGCAUAUAAAAAAGCUGAAGAAUUAGUUUCUCAUGAUUGUAAUUUCAGUGAAUUUGGUACAAGAAGACGAAGAUCAUUUAAAUCUCAAGAGAUAGUCAUACAAGCUAUAAAAGAUCUCAAAGAUAAGACAAAAAGUGAUUUAAUAGCCGGUACUUCAAAUGUUUACUUCGCUAUGAAAUACGAUCUAAUACCCAUUGGUACAGUUGCACAUGAAUGGUAUAUGGGAAUAGCAUCAAUUACACAAAACUACCCACAAGCAAAUAAAUUAGCAAUGGAUUAUUGGAUAGAUACUUUUGGUAAAUCAUAUGCUGGAUUAGCAUUGACAGACACAUUUGGAACAGAUAAUUAUUUAACUGUUUUCAAAAAUUCUUAUAUUCAUGAUUAUGUUGGAGUCAGACAAGAUUCAGGAGAUCCAGAAUUAUAUGCAAAGAAAAUUGCAAAACAUUAUAAAGAUAAUGGAGUUGAUGUUUCAACUAAAGUUAUUUGUUUUUCAGAUUCUUUAAAUAUUGAAAAGUGUCUACAAUAUAAAGAGACAGGUGAUGAAUUAGGAUUCAAGACUACUUUUGGAAUUGGUACUUUUUUCACUAAUGAUUUCAAGAAUUCAAAAACUGGUGAGAAAUCAAAGCCGUUAAAUAUUGUAAUUAAAUUAAAAGAAGCUAAUGGAAAACCAAGUAUUAAAAUAAGUGAUAAUAUAGGUAAGAAUAUGGGUGAUGAAGAAACUGUGAAAAGAGUGAAACAAGAGUUGGGAUAUACUGAAAGAGUAUGGGAAGAAGGAGAUGAAUCACAUAGAUGGGACAAGUAA